This is a messenger RNA of Ambispora leptoticha, 187 nucleotides long. The record is from the annotation of a GenBank genome assembly. NCBI's taxonomy places the organism in Eukaryota, Fungi, Glomeromycota, Glomeromycetes, Archaeosporales, Ambisporaceae.
GAUAAUAUUACUCUUGAUGACCUUAAUUCUGGUCUCAAUAAGCUUUCUUUUGGUGAUACUUCUUCAGAUAGUUGUAAUUCUGAAGAUAAUCCUUUCGAGCCUUUUAAUCUGGAGUAUGAUUCUUUUGAUGUUUAUCGCUCUCAAGAGGAAAGAGAAGAUCGUAUUAAUACUCAAUUUUAUUCUGAUA